AAAACUUAUAUACAUAUAUUUUUAGAUACUUAAACAAAAUGUUUUAAUAUGGAAGAUGACGAAAGCAACAAAGCUAUAUAUCUAUCGUAAUUAAAUAUAUACCGAGCGAUUAUUUUUUAAUGCACCUAAAUAAAAUUUUUUAUCUUUACCAAUAACAUUAUCGAUAUUUCAACACGUUAAUCUUCGAUAUAUUAGAUAUCUAUUUAAUAGAAAUUCUCUUAAAAAAUUACCUGUAAAACUGAAGUUUAACGCAAGCAUUAAACGUUGAAUUUUAGUUGGAAAGUAGAUCCGGCCGAAGUCGCGGAUGCAUUUAUGCAUUAUAAAUCAAAAUAUAAAAAUGCAAAAGAAACUGACGUCACCCGCGUCCGGCUGAAACGGGUCCUAUCUGACAUUCCCCGAAAAAUACUUCCGGCGCGAGAGGAAAGCUCCUCCGAUAUAUGCCGUUAUAGGGUCGCGUGCGUCGAUAAAGCAGAAACCGUCGUUUCGCGCGCCGACUAUCGAACCGAACGGCUCGGAGAGCCCGUUCCUCUCGAUUAUAUGACGUCAUCGGAUGGCGCGUUUCUCCCGUCGUUCGCCAUCGCCACCUACGGCAGGUCGGCUGCGGCGGACGGAGCUGCGUUGAAUUUCAGCAGUACGUUUGGUGCUGUCGCGGAGUGAGGUUAGGCGAUAUAUAUCGUCGUUCUACCCGCGGAUUAGCGAUAUGCUCGCCCCUCGCGAAGCGUCGCGCGUCUUAUUUUGCGCCGAUCGUUCGACGAAUCUCGACGGCAUUCGAAUUUCGAACGCGCAUUUCUAUAGGUUCCUCGCGGCGGCGUGAAGUUAGCGGUUUUUUUCGUGCGUUUCGUGGUGCGUGUCUGAAAUUCCGAUUCAUCGUGUAUGUACGUCGCUUCUCGCAAGACGUUCCAGUCGACUCGACUAAUUAAUCGUGUUAAAAAAAAAAUAAAUAAAAUCGUCCGAGAAGUUAUUGUGACUUCCAAAGAUUGGUGAUUAUUUUGUUGGAGUAAUAUCGAGUACCAUUUUUUUUUUGAGGAAAAAUUGCGCAAUUUUAUCUACGUGUAUCUCAAUGUGCAAUAUACACAUAUUACGGUUGUUGCGGAGAGUAGAUAGAGUUAAUUAAACUUAGAAUUGAGGAUUUAAACGAUUCUGAUUCCAUCGCAUAUGUAAAUUGAGAUAUGCCAACUUGAAGAUUUAAAUAUCUGAGGUUUCGAAACAAAAUUAUCAAGACUUCGGGAAUGUUAGAAAAAUUUAAAAGGUUUAAAGAUUCAAAGAAUUAAAUAAUAGAAACGAAAGAGUAGAAAAUUCAAAUACAUAGAUUUAGAAUUAAAUUAUUUAAAAUCUUGAAGAGAGAGAGAGAAGACAUUUAAAAUUUCGACAAAUUGGCAAUCUUAGUAUUUCAAUAUAUCCAAAGAGUAAAUUUCCCAAUUGUCUAAAAUUCUAGGGUUCGAGGCAUUUUAAAGUUGUGCGGCGAGAUAAUUAGGCCAAAUCACGGAUUUAAUGACCUGGAAAGUUGAACACUUCAACUUUUAUCUUCGAAUUCGCAACACCGAAGAUUUAUUUAUCGCGGAGCAGUUAAUCAAAAGUGGAACCACCGUUUCACUGGUUCCCCAUCAUUCCCGUAAGAGAAACCCAAUAAUCUCGUGAGCGAAAGUGAACUAUCGGAUCGGAGCAAAACCGGGUCUUCGCGAAUUGUAGGUGUUGGUUCGGUGACAACGAACCGGGUUUACACAUUCGGGAUACUCGGAGUGCUUUUUCGGACCUGGAUGUCUUGAUCCCUGAUGCGUAGCUCGACCCGGGGACACUUCUAGAUCAGGCAAUCACGUCGGUCUCUCUCGCUGAAAGACGGAUAGGGCGAUCACGGUCGGACUGAUCGCUGAAGGAGCGAUAAAACAUGUCGAGGCUGCUGAAAGGAGAGCCGACAGGCGGUUAUGUGAUUGGCUCGUGCGCGGAUCGAGGAUCGUAUUAGCCCGACUGGCAGUGACGCAUGUCGUAAGCCACGUGAGAUCGACGGAGAAACGACGCGGUGGACACCACGCAGGAUUUACGAACAGAGAAAGAGAGAGAGAGAGAGAGUGUGAGAGUGAGAGUGAAUAGACAGCCGCGAUAGAACUAAUACCAGAGCAAAACAGGCCAGGCGACGAGCCUUCCAUUACCUACCGGAAGUCAUAUGCCCAUACACGCGCGUAAAACGCGUACGGCUUGCGAAGAAAUCGAAAUGGUGGAGUUGUGCGGCAGCGGCCAGGCUUCAUCGGCCAUGGGGGUGAUGGGGAUCGGCUCGAUGGUGUCCGCGGCGACCUCGUCAUCCUCUUCGUCGACCACCACGACCACGGGGGCCUCGUCCUCGGCGUCGGGACGCGCCGGGGUCCUCGAGACCCAAGUGCGCGGUCAGUGGUAUCGCGUAUUCGUCUCUCUCGAGGACGAUUAUCUCAGUAUCUCGCUCGACGAGAGCUGCGAGACCGGCAACAACACCCUGAACAACGGCAAUAUCAAUAACAACAACGUGGACAGUCUGAACGACCCGGACGUGCCGGACUCGGUCGCCAAUCAGAAGCGAAUAGUCCGCGUGGUGAAGAGCGACAACAAUGGCCUCGGGAUCUCGAUUAAGGGCGGGAAGGAGAACAAAAUGCCUAUCCUCAUCUCGAAGAUCUUCAAAGGCAUGGCCGCGGACGCCACCGAGCAGCUUUACGUCGGCGACGCCAUUUUGGCGGUGAACGGCGAGGAUUUGCGCGAAGCCACGCACGACGAGGCGGUGAAGGCGCUCAAGAGAGCCGGCAAGGUCGUCGAACUGGAAGUGAAAUACCUGCGGGAAGUGACGCCGUACUUCAGAAAGGCUUCGAUCAUCCAGGAAGUGGGCUGGGAACUUCAGCGCGGUUUCCUCAGCGCGACGCCGCCGCCACCAAAGUCACCACCGCGAGCGGACACUCGUUAUCUGCCAUUACAACUCUGCCGACUCACCAGGUCGCAUCCCACUUCCGAUCCCGGCCGCAUUCUCGAGCUGCACUCACCUGACGGGGUCCACGAAUGCUGGUUGAGAGCCGCUGACAGCACCGAGGCGAAUGUCUGGUUCAAUGCUUUGCACUCGGCGUUGGCAGCCCUCACCUUGAAAGCAUUACGACUGGCCUCAGCACUUCCGGAUCCGCAGCAGCUUCAGCACAUCGGCUGGCUCGCGAGGAGACAUUGUCUUCAGAACGGACGGGCCAGUAGCGAGAGCAGCGAGGACGGAGCCGGAAGUAGCGCGAGCACUUCGCGAGGAGUCGGAAGUGGAUUCGGUCUCGCCGGCGGCUGCACAGGCGGAUGGCGCAGCGUCUUCGGCGCAGUUUCAGGUCGAGAACUCAGACUGUACGAGUGCGCGCCUUGGAGUCCGGAGGCCUGGGCUUCACCGAGCAUUACCUGUCCCCUCAUCGCGACACGACUGGUUUCUUCCCCGACGCGGCAGAACGAAGCGGCGAGUAGCAGUAGCGGUUCGACUCAACACGGGGCGACGUUCGCGGUUCGGGUCGGCACGAUGGACGGGGUGAUCACGCAUCAUUUACGAGCUGAGACACGAAGAGAUCUGGCGGCCUGGGCGCGGGCGAUCGUUCAGGGAUGUCACGCGGCAGCUCACUCCUUGCGGGAGUACACCGUUCGUUGCACAUGGCAAGGUAAGGCCUGUCAGUUAAUUGUCAAUCACGAGGAAGGAUUCGCGCUUUAUGCCGCUGGAACGCGGAACACUGCCGGCAACGGCGUAAGUCCUGGAUCACCGCCCACCCCGCUGUGGAAGAGAUCCUUCGACAAAUUGAAAAUGUCCGCGGACGACGGCGCCCGUCUCCUGUGGCUCGAAUUUGGGGGCGAUGAUGGCGAAAUUGAGCUUGACCUGGAGAGCUGUCCGAAACCGAUCGUGUUUGUCCUGCACAACUUCCUUUCGGCGAAGAUACAUCGGCUCGGUCUGAGCGCAUAGGGGCACGAGGGGGCCCUGACAGAGGCCCCCGAUCUACCCCCUCACACCACCAGGUCUGUUACCAGCGUCUUUCUUCAUUGAACCAGAAUGAAUCACGGCGCGAAAGAGAAAAGGGCUUUUCUCUCUUCGAGGAUUCGAUAUUAAACGAGGUUUGAUGAGGCACGAGACACAAAUAUAAAAAAUGCAAGGGCUAUUCUUGCCCUUGUCGCGUCGCGUACAGUGUUUCUGUUCUUCGCGACAUUAAAAUGUGAAAAAGAGAUAGAUUUGAAGAGUAUAACGGCGAAGAAACAAUUUUGGGAAUGACUGAUAUUAUAGGACAGAGAAAGUUCAUAUAGAGAAUAAUAGUCCGAGGAUUCUAAAAUUGCUCUCUUAAAAUUCGAUCUAACAAAGUUUCAAUAUAUAACUGUUUCUCAAAAAUAUUUAUUGUCUCCAAUUAUUUAAUAUAUGCCAGAAUCUGAAAGUUUAAGAUUCUAUGAAUUAACACACUUGAGGUUUUAGAUAAAUAUUCACGAGUCUAAGACCUUGAAAUCUAAGAGAUUUUUAAAAAUUAUUUUCAAAAACCAAUCUAAAAAUAAUAAUUUUCAAAAUUUUCUCAAAAAUUUAAUACUUACUAUCUCCUAAAUUUUAUUGCACGUUUUAGCGUUAAACAUAUCAAGAAUUGUCAAAAAUAAAUCAAAUAUUCACAAUUGCAAUAAUCUUUCUCCUUCCCUCUCUUUUUCUAAAAUUAAAAGUACCUAUUCUCUUCUUACCUAAUACUUAAAAAAUUCCAAAAAUAUCUUAAACGGCCUAAUUCUUUUUAUCAAAUGCAAAUAUCCGAAUUGCGCACAUCCUAGAAUUCUCGGACUUGAUGUAAGGAAAUACAAGAAGAACGAAAAGAAAAAGAUUAUAUGUGUAUAAGUUUGAUAGUCCAUAUAGAAUCUUCAAGAGAAGCUCGAUUAUACGAUAAAUCGACUCGGGACGAUCCUUAAAAAAGAAUCGGGCGACAGUCCCCUUUCUCCAGAUUUUUUUUCUCUCCAACGAUAAUCGAUACGAAGCCAUCCAGGAGACGAUAUAUUGAAGAAAGUACGACACAUGUAACAAGGAUAGAGAGGCGGAUGGGUGAAGAAGGAAACGCCCAAGCCGCUAAUCAACGCGCCUAAGUAACUAAUUAUAUAUAUAAUUAACUAUUUACCUAAUCUUAAGAGUAUAUAUAUAUAUAUAUAUAUACAUAUAUAUAUAUAUAAGGACUAAUCGCAAAAGAACUGACUUUGGCGGAAUUAUCGAAAUAAAUAUUCACACUGAUCCUGUCUCGGAUGUCGAAUUGUGGUUAUAUUGUAACGAGCAUGGAAACCGGAUCUAGGCGCGAUUGUUUAAACGACGAUCAUGAUGCUUUGAUGUAAUAUAUUUCGGCCCUCAAACGCAAUUCGAUGAUAAUCUGAAUUUUGGAAAAUAAUCAUGCGCGCAAUUGUACAAUCACAUUCCGAUGAUUGCUAAAUAUACAUAUGUUAAAGAUACUUCCGAAAGAGGAAAAAAAUUGUUUCACUAUAAAUGAAAUUUUAUUUCAUCUGUUGGAUUUCAUUUUGAAAUAUAUGUCCCGUUUAAGAGAAAAAUUUGUAAAAUAAAUAUUUUAUGACAAAUGA
Nylanderia fulva is the source of this 5550-nucleotide messenger RNA. RefSeq names its product Syntrophin-like 1 (gene Syn1). Gene Ontology annotation, cellular component: dystrophin-associated glycoprotein complex; intracellular anatomical structure. NCBI's taxonomy places the organism in Eukaryota, Metazoa, Arthropoda, Insecta, Hymenoptera, Formicidae. Gene Ontology annotation, molecular function: protein binding; structural molecule activity. The record is from RefSeq and is a predicted model, not a curated record.